This is a messenger RNA of Baudoinia panamericana UAMH 10762, 1090 nucleotides long. RefSeq lists its product as uncharacterized. The record is from RefSeq and is a predicted model, not a curated record. The transcript is spliced from 3 exons. The coding region runs from base 18 to 1001 and encodes 327 amino acids. NCBI's taxonomy places the organism in Eukaryota, Fungi, Ascomycota, Dothideomycetes, Mycosphaerellales, Teratosphaeriaceae. Gene Ontology annotation, molecular function: oxidoreductase activity.
AAUCGAACGGACCAAAGAUGGAACGAAACAUGAAAGCAGCCGUGAUUUACGAAGCAGGACGUCCUGAUGUACUCAGGAUCGAAGAGUGCCCAAUUCCUAAACCGCAGCAAGGUUGGGUACUCAUUCGCGUCAAAGCCUUUGGCCUCAACAGGUCUGAGCUGUUCACGCGUCAAGGGCACAGUCCCGGCGUCAAGUUUCCGCGCAUCCUUGGUAUCGAAGCAACCGGCAUUGUCGAGGAAGCCCCUGGUGGCGAGUUUCAGAGGGGUGACGUCGUAGCGACAGCCAUGGGAGGCAUGGGACGUUCGUUUGAUGGCGGCUACGCUGAGUUCACAUGCGUCCCUGCCGGCCAGAUCCAGAAGCUGCAGACGAAGUUGCCCUGGGACGUCCUCGGUGGCUGUGGCGAGAUGCUGCAGACCGCAUAUGGUAGUCUGUUCAACGCUUUGCAAUUGAAGCAGGGCGAGAAACUCCUUGUCCGAGGCGGUACAACCAGCGUUGGAUUGGCUGCUGCGGCGAUCGCGAAGAACCAUGCCGUGACAGUCGUGUCGACAACUCGUAACCCUAAACGGGAGGAGCUGCUGAAGAAGUCUGGGGCGAGCAUCGUAGUUAUCGACGAUGGCAGCAUCGCUCAGGAGGUCAGGAAGCAGACGGGUGGCGAAGGCGUGGACAAAGUGCUGGAGCUGGUUGGGACAACCACUUUGCUCGACAGUCUGCAGUGUGUCGCUGCUCACGGUAUUGUAUGCAUGACAGGAAUGGUCGGAGACAGCUGGGCUCUGAAGGACUUCAGCCCUAUGGACGCCAUCCCAACGAGCGUCUGCUUGACAUCUUACGACGGAGGUCCUCGGGCGUUCAUGAAUACGCCGUUGCAGGAGAUGGUCCACCAGAUCGAGGAAGGCACCUUACCUGUGUCGAUCGGGAAGACAUUCAGGCUGGAUGAAAUUGUAGAGGCUCACACGACAAUGGAGGAAAAUCGAGCUGGCGGGAAGAUCGUUGUCUUGCCGUGAGGAGGUCUGCGCCUAUGGCACGGCACCUUAUAUGGCACUGAUAGGCUUCUGAUUGCUAGUUGAACGACUUUAGCGAUCGACGCCGUAAG